Messenger RNA from Aplosporella prunicola CBS 121167, 984 nucleotides. RefSeq lists its product as uncharacterized. The coding region runs from base 1 to 984 and encodes 327 amino acids. The record is from RefSeq and is a predicted model, not a curated record. The transcript has 4 exons. Lineage: Eukaryota; Fungi; Ascomycota; Dothideomycetes; Botryosphaeriales; Aplosporellaceae.
AUGUCGGUCCGGGAAGCAAGUCACGCCGGGUCCUGGUACUCCGACAGCAAGAGCCAGCUAUCCAAACAGCUAGACCAGUGGCUGGACGCUGUACCCGCCAGCACCCAUGGCAUCAGGCCUGGCUCCCAAGGCGACACGGUUCAGCUACCCUCUUCGGGUGCUAGAGUAAUCAUCGCCCCGCAUGCGGGAUACGCUUACUCUGGCCCUGCUGCUGCGUGGGCCUACAAGGCGUUGGACCUAUCCAAGGCUAAGCGCGUAUUCCUCCUCGGUCCAUCUCACCACGUCUAUCUCUCGGGCUGUGCCCUGACGCAGUGUGAUGAGUACGAGACUCCGCUGGGCAACCUGAAGAUUGACAGGGCUACCGUUGCGGAGCUCCACAAGGCCGGAAAAUUCGACAAAAUGUCACAGUCGGUCGACGAAGACGAGCAUAGUCUCGAGAUGCAUCUGCCCUACAUCUACAAGACCCUUUCUCGACAGUUCUCUGAUCCUUCGGAUUUCCCGCCUCUGGUACCGAUCCUCGUGGGCGCCACUUCCGCCUCCACAGAGCGCCGUUUCGGCGAGAUCAUUGCGCCGUACCUUGCAGACCCGACGUCCGUCUUUGUGAUAUCGUCGGAUUUCUGCCAUUGGGGCUCGCGCUUCCGAUACACGUACUACGAAGUUGCUCCUGGCCAGGCACGUGCUCUGAAGUCUAGCGAAAAGGCGCCCUCAGACCCAGCAAUUCACGAGAGCAUCGCCAACGUCGAUGGCUACUGCAUGGAUGCUGUCGAGUCUAAGAGCCACCAGAAGUUUCUUGAUAUUUUAGAAGAGACUGGAAACACUGUCUGUGGGAGGCAUCCCAUUGGGGUAGUCAUGGCUGCCAUCGAGUCAUUGUCUCUGCAAGAAGGCCAGGGCAAGUUUACGUUUGUCCGGUACGAGAGGAGCAGCGACUGUGUCAGUCCGAAGGACAGCUCGGUAAGCUACUGCAGCGCAGUUGCGGUCUGCUAG